AUGCUCCAAUUCAGUCUCCAAUGGCUCUGGCUGGCGUCGCUGCUGUGCUGGGUGACUGCAGUCCCCGCGGACAUCCAUGUGUCGGACCCCCUGAAAGUCUUCUCGCAAACAAAAGACUACCCGCUGCCAAACCAAGGCAACAUUGCGACGCACGACCCCAGCAUUCUGCAGUACAAUGACAAUUACUACAUGUUCAAAGGAGGCGUGCACCUGCCCAUCUUCAAAUCGGACAGCCUCCGGGGACCCUGGAAGCGAAUAGGGACGGUCUUCGACGGGCCCAGUGUCAUCCAGAAACAGAAUCGUACUCGUCCGUGGGCCCCGACCACCAUUGAGCGCAACGGGCGCUUCUAUUGCUUCUAUACCAUCAGCAAACACGGCAGCCGCAACAGCGCCAUCGGCGUCGCUUCUUCGGACUCCAUUGACGAUGGCUCCUGGACGGAUCACGGCGCUCUGAUCAACACCGAAGAGGGGCCACAGUCCCACAUCUACCCGUAUACGGUCUCCAACGCCAUUGACGCGUCUUUCAUCACCGACCAGGAAACCGGGAAGCCUUAUUUGCUGUACGGCAGUUUCUGGCACGGUAUCUUCCAAGUGCCAUUGAGCGAUGAUCUGUUGUCGGUUGAACACCCCAGGCGCCCUGACGCGAAAAACUUAGCCUUUCUGCCGAACCGAAGGGUGAAACCACAGGAAGGGUCGUUCAUGAGUUACCGGGAACCAUAUUACUAUCUCUGGUUUAGUCAUGGGAAAUGCUGCCAUUUCUCCAAGGGCUUCCCUAAGAUUGGACAGGAAUACAGCAUCAGGGUCGGAAGAUCCAAGAACGUGCGAGGCCCAUUUGUAGACAAGGACGAACACCGCCUUACCGAUGGCGGUGGCACGGUGGUCUACGGGUCCAACCACGGGGUUGUCUAUGCGCCUGGGGGGAUCGGCGUGAUGACCAGCAACUCGAGCGACCCCGAUGUCAUGUAUUAUCAUUAUCUUAAUGCCUCCAUCGGACUCGGAGACGGGCAAGCACGUCUCGGAUAUAGCUGUAUCAAGUAUAAGGAUGGGUGGCCGGUAGCAGAGUAUGUGCCCCUCGCAGUGACCUGA
This is a messenger RNA of Aspergillus steynii IBT 23096, 1086 nucleotides long. Its product is annotated as endo 1,5-alpha-arabinase. NCBI's taxonomy places the organism in Eukaryota, Fungi, Ascomycota, Eurotiomycetes, Eurotiales, Aspergillaceae. The coding region runs from base 1 to 1086 and encodes 361 amino acids. Gene Ontology annotation, biological process: carbohydrate metabolic process. The record is from RefSeq and is a predicted model, not a curated record. Gene Ontology annotation, molecular function: arabinan endo-1,5-alpha-L-arabinosidase activity. The transcript is spliced from 4 exons.